ACGGAGGCGGCGGAAGGAGAAUGAAGGGAACACCGCGGGUCGAAGAACCUUGGGGCCCGCGCUAGGGCGGGAGCGGCGCGGAUGCUUCACUGCCAUGGCACAUGGAUAGGCUUCAGAGACACGGGAUCAUCGAAAACUGAAGCAUAAACAUUGGAUUAAGUCUUGUUGAUUAAUAGAGGCUGGAACUGCCUUCCCCACAAUGGCAGAGAUGGUGGCUAAGGUGGCAGCUGAGGUUGCUGAGAUGCCAACACAGAUGUCACUGGAGGCAGUGGAGAUGUCAACACCAUUGUUAGGGGAGAUGACAGAGAUGUCAACAGAGGUGACUGAGAUGACACCUGGGGAGGCCCUUGCCUCAUCCCUCUUCUUCCAGCACCACCAGUUCAUGUGCUCUGAGUGUGGCAGCCUUUACAACACACUGGAGGAAAUCCUCUCACACCAGGAGCAGCACAUGCCCACUAUCUCAGAGGAGGAGGCACUGACCACCCAGGAUGCUGGCUUAGAGCCAGACCUGGUGCCAGGCACUGAAGAGGGGCCUUUCCAGUGUGGUGAAUGCAGCCAGCUCAUCCUCUCCCCAGGUGAGCUCCUGGUCCACCAGGACACCCACCUUCGGGAGUCUGCAAGCCAGAUCCAGUACCACUGUGUAGACUGCCAGCAGCUGUUCCCUUCACCUGAGCUGUGGGUGGCUCAUCGCAAGGCCCAGCACCUUUCUGCUACAGUUGAGCCACCAGUGCCACCUCCUUUACCUACCCCAACACCACCGCCCCCACCCCCUCCACUACCCGAAGUCAAGAUGGAGCCCUAUGAGUGUCCUGAGUGUUCCACGCUCUGUGCCACCCCUGAAGAGUUCUUGGAGCAUCAGGGCACCCACUUUGAUUCCCUAGAGAAAGAAGAUCGUAAUGGGCUAGAGGAGGAGGAAGAAGAUGAGGAGGAUGAAGAAGAUGACGAUAAAGAGACAGAGAAUGAGGAGGAGGUGGCGGCAGAGGCCGGCGAUGAUGCUAUGGGAAGUGACAAGUCCACAGCUGGCCAGGCCCAGGGCUGUGGAGAUUGUCCCCAAAACAAGACCUCAGGAGGAGCACGCCGGCAACACCGGCGGGCAUCUCACAGCCCAGCAUCAGCAGCCCACCCCUUCCACUGUAGCCAGUGUCAGCGCAGCUUCAGUUCAGCAAACCGGCUGCUGGCUCAUGGGCGGGCCCACAUAGGGGGCACACAUGAGUGUACAACCUGCUCUAAGGUCUUCAAGAAAGCAGCCUCGCUAGAGCAGCACCUGCGGCUGCACCGCGGCGAAGCCCGCUACCUCUGUGUAGACUGUGGCCGUGGCUUUGGCACAGAACUCACAUUGGUGGCCCACCGGCGAGCCCACACUGCCAACCCAUUGCAUCGCUGUCGCUGUGGCAAGACAUUCAGCAACAUGACCAAGUUCCUCUACCACCGGCGCACUCAUGCUGGCAAAAGCGGGGUGCCCCCCGUGGCAGCAAUAGCCUCCCCAACUCCAGCUGAACCCAGCCCUCCACCACCGCCUCCUGCCCCACCUGCCCAGUUGCCCUGCCCACAGUGCUCCAAGUCCUUUGCCUCGGCUUCCCGGCUCUCCCGGCACCGUCGUGCAGUCCACGGGCCCCCUGAGCGGCGGCACCGCUGCGGGGUUUGCGGCAAGGGCUUCAAGAAGCUGGUGCAUGUGCGCAACCACCUGCGGACACACACAGGUGAGAGGCCCUUCCAGUGCCACUCAUGUGGCAAGACCUUUGCUUCUUUGGCCAACCUCAGCCGCCACCAGCUGACCCACACAGGUGUGCGUCCCUACCAAUGCCUGGACUGUGGCAAGCGCUUCACACAGAGCUCCAACCUGCAGCAGCACCGGCGACUGCACCUGCGGCCAGUCGCCUUCGCCCGCGCCCCCCGCCUCCCCAUCACAGGUCUCUACAACAAGAGCCCCUACUACUGUGGGACCUGCGGCCGCUGGUUCCGUGCCAUGGCAGGCCUGCGACUGCAUCAACGGGUUCAUGCCCGAGCCCGGACUAUCACACUGCAGCCUCCCAGAUCACCACCUCCUGCCCCGCCCCCACCCCCUGAGCCUCAGCAGACUAUCAUGUGCACAGAGCUGGGGGAGACCAUUGCCAUCAUUGAGACAUCCCAGCCGCUGGCGCUUGAAGACACACUGCAGCUGUGCCAGGCUGCACUGGGGGCCAGUGAAGCGAACGGGCUGUUGCAGUUGGACACGGCCUUUGUGUGACAUAGCUGAAGAGCAACAGUAAAAGGGUUUGGUUGCACAGCGAGUGUGGGUACCUCUGAGAAAGAGGACCACUCCUCUGGCAAGCUGAUCUGGCCCCCACUGUGUGCCAGCAUCUGCUUGACCUCUUUUAUCCACUGACUCCUCAGAACAGCCCUGCCAGGUUUCUCUUGCCACCUUUCUCUGCCUGAGGGGAAACUGAAGCUCUGAGAUGCCAUGUGAUCUGUCCCAGGUUACCCCGCUGCAUUGCAAAGGGCAUUGCCAAGACUUUUUCACUGCAUCACCCUGGUGCUCAGCACCAUCAGGUAACCUUUACUGAAUACCAACAGUGUGCCUGGUCUGUGUAGGGCACUCUCAUAUACCUCUUCAGAUCCUCUGUUUGUCCCUUCAACCCUAGCCUUCCGUGGACUUUGGGGACCCAGGACUUGGCUCUGCCUGGUGGAGAAAGGCACCUGACUUCUCUGGGCUUCCUUCAUCUCGGUUUUGACAAUGUGGAAGGAAAUCUGUAGUAACCCACAUACUCAGUUCCAGACUGGGUGAUGCUGGAGACCCAGAAAUGAGUCAGACAUGGCUCUGCCCUCAGGAGGCAUGCAUGGUCUGGUAGGAGGAACACACACAAGUACAGAUGGCUUGUUCUCUGA
Messenger RNA from Galeopterus variegatus (Sunda flying lemur), 2865 nucleotides. RefSeq names its product zinc finger protein 526 (gene ZNF526). The record is from RefSeq and is a predicted model, not a curated record. The transcript has 3 exons. Lineage: Eukaryota; Metazoa; Chordata; Mammalia; Dermoptera; Cynocephalidae. Bases 200 to 2227 code for a protein of 675 amino acids.